CCUGUGCCGCGGCACAGCGUGGACCCCGGGCGGGCGGGAGCUGGCGCGGGAGCCGGAGUGGGCGGCCGGCGACAGCGCAGCUGGCGGUGGCGGUCCAGCCGGGGAGCGUGCGGAGUCCCCACCCGCGUAGCCCCGGCCCCUUUCCCGACGCGGGGCUUUGAGCAGUAUGCCUGUCCAUUGCCUGCGGGCUUCAGCCCUGACCCCGGCCUCAGCCCCAAAGCAGAGCACUCCCGGCAUCAACCUCGGCCCCACCAGCAGAGGCAGCGGAGGCGCUAGGCCGUCUCUGGACGCAGAACCAGGUUCGUGGAGCCAGUGUAGCAAGUCCUGAGCGCUCCAGCACCUCCGCCCGCCGGGUCCACAGGUCCACGGCCUCCUGCUUCUUCAUUCCGGAGCUCAGGCCCCGACCCGGGCCUGGCCCCGGCUCUGGCUGGGCUCCUGCCUGAGUGGGGCUGACAGACGGACGGCCAUCUCAGCGAAGGCUCACGGACCGACCGGCGGAGGUGCCGGCGGAGGAGGAGGAGACCGAGGAGGGGGCUGGGCAGGGGCUGUGGCCCGGCCUGGGAGAUAUGCAAUUGGUGACCGAGCCAAGCGGACGGACGGCGGGCCCGAGAUGCAGGUAAGCAAGAGGAUGCUGACAGGGGGCGAGAGGAGCAUGCCCAGCCCCCUCCUGGCCUGCUGGCAGCCCAUCCUCCUGCUGGUGCUGGGCUCAGUGCUGUCAGGCUCAGCCACAGGCUGUCCACCCCGCUGCGAGUGCUCUGCCCAGGACCGUGCGGUGCUCUGCCACCGCAAGCGCUUUGUGGCUGUGCCCGAGGGCAUCCCCACCGAGACCCGUCUGCUGGACCUGGGCAAGAACCGCAUCAAAACGCUCAAUCAGGAUGAGUUUGCCAGCUUCCCACACCUGGAGGAGCUGGAGCUCAAUGAAAACAUCGUGAGCACUGUGGAGCCUGGCGCCUUCAACAACCUCUUCAACCUCCGAACGCUGGGGCUCCGCAGCAACCGUCUGAAGCUCAUCCCCCUGGGCGUCUUCACUGGCCUCAGUAACCUGACCAAGCUGGACAUCAGCGAGAAUAAGAUCGUCAUCCUGCUGGACUACAUGUUCCAGGACCUGUACAACCUCAAGGCGCUGGAGGUCGGUGACAAUGACCUAGUCUAUAUAUCCCACCGCGCCUUCAGUGGCCUCAACAGCCUAGAGCAGCUGACACUGGAGAAAUGCAACCUGACUUCCAUCCCCACCGAGGCACUGUCCCACCUGCACAGUCUCAUUGUCCUGAGGCUUCGGCACCUCAACAUCAAUGCCAUCCGGGACUAUUCCUUCAAGAGGUUGUACCGGCUCAAGGUCUUGGAGAUUUCCCACUGGCCGUACUUGGACACCAUGACACCCAACUGCCUCUAUGGUCUCAAUCUGACAUCCCUGUCCAUCACACACUGCAAUCUGACUGCUGUGCCCUACCUGGCUGUGCGUCACCUGGUCUAUCUCCGCUUCCUCAACCUCUCCUACAAUCCCAUCAGCACCAUCGAGGGCUCCAUGUUGCAUGAGCUGCUACGGCUGCAGGAGAUCCAGCUGGUGGGUGGGCAGCUGGCUGUGGUGGAGCCCUAUGCCUUUCGUGGCCUCAACCACCUGCGUGUGCUCAACGUCUCUGGCAACCAGCUGACUACACUGGAGGAGUCCGCCUUCCACUCAGUGGGCAACCUGGAGACACUCAUCCUGGACUCUAACCCGCUGGCCUGUGACUGCCGUCUCCUGUGGGUGUUCCGGCGCCGCUGGCGGCUCAAUUUCAACCGGCAGCAGCCCACAUGUGCCACACCUGAGUUCGUCCAGGGCAAGGAGUUCAAGGAUUUCCCUGAUGUGCUCCUGCCCAACUACUUCACCUGCCGCCGUGCUCGCAUCCGGGACCGCAAGGCCCAACAGGUAUUUGUGGAUGAGGGCCACACGGUGCAGUUUGUGUGUCGAGCGGAUGGUGAUCCGCCGCCCACCAUCCUCUGGCUAUCGCCUCGCAAGCACCUGGUCUCUGCCAAGAGCAAUGGGCGGCUCACAGUCUUCCCUGAUGGCACGCUGGAGGUGCGCUAUGCCCAGGUGCAGGACAAUGGCACAUACCUGUGCAUUGCAGCCAACGCAGGUGGCAACGACUCCAUGCCCGCUCAUCUGCAUGUGCGCAGCUACUCGCCCGACUGGCCCCAUCAGCCCAACAAGACCUUCGCCUUUAUCUCCAACCAGCCAGGUGAGGGAGAGGCCAACAGCACCCGAGCCACCGUGCCUUUCCCCUUCGACAUCAAGACCCUCAUUAUCGCCACCACCAUGGGCUUCAUCUCCUUCCUGGGCGUCGUACUUUUCUGCCUGGUGCUGCUAUUCCUCUGGAGCCGGGGCAAGGGCAACACGAAACACAACAUCGAAAUUGAGUAUGUGCCACGCAAGUCAGAUGUGGGCAUCAGCUCCACCGAUGCACCCCGAAAGUUCAACAUGAAGAUGAUAUGAGCAUGGGGUAGGGUUUCCUCCCUAGCCCCGUGCCACUCGUCCCUGGCCCCCACUCCUGCCCUGGGCUGCUCCACUGGCCCUCACUGCCUCCCCUCUCUCCACCAGGACCUCAGACGCCUGGGCCUGGGGAACCCGAUGCACAGGGCCACACAUGGACAUACUAGAGUUGGAAACUGAUGGAGCAACAUGCAGAAGUCAGUAAUCCAAUUUAAAAAGUUACAAACUUCCUCUGUAACUUGGGUUUCAAUAAUUAUGGAUUUUUAUGAAAAAUUGAAAUAAUAAAAAGAAAAAAACUA
This is a messenger RNA of Phyllostomus hastatus (greater spear-nosed bat), 2769 nucleotides long. It is a transcript of the gene LINGO1, whose product is annotated as leucine rich repeat and Ig domain containing 1. NCBI's taxonomy places the organism in Eukaryota, Metazoa, Chordata, Mammalia, Chiroptera, Phyllostomidae. The record is from RefSeq and is a predicted model, not a curated record. The transcript is spliced from 2 exons. Gene Ontology annotation, molecular function: protein binding. Gene Ontology annotation, cellular component: plasma membrane; extracellular matrix. The coding region runs from base 611 to 2473 and encodes 620 amino acids.